AUGAUCACCGCUGCGACGAGAAGCCGAUCUCGCGACAACGCCACAACCCCCAGCGCCCAGCCAGCUUCGUGCGAUGCCUGGCCAGCCUCUGGCGACCUCCGCAACAACCCCGCUAGCCCAACGCUGACGAUCCCAGCCCCGUCCAAUCAAGACGACUUCGACAUGCUGCUCCUAUUAUGGCAGACGAGAGUAAAAGAUUUAUUGGCGCAGCAAGGAAUUCAGAAAGGGCUGCGCGCAGAAAAGCCUAAGGGGAUGGAAGACGAUGAUUGGCAAGAUCUGCAGGAACGGGCGGCCGGGAUGAUUCGGUUGUGCCUUGCAGAUGAAGUUAUGUAUCACAUUAUGCAUCUCAAAUUGGCGGAUGAGAUUUGGAAGAAACUGGAAUCGCAGUUCAUGUCGAAAACCCUAACGACAAAACUAUAUCUGAAGCAAAGGUUAUACGGGCUGAAGAUGCAGGAGGGGACCGAUUUAGGGCAACAUGUGAAUAUCUUCAAUCAGGUUGUCACGGAUUUGGCUUCACUCGAAGUCAAGAUUGAAGAUGAAGACAAGGCGAUGAUCUUACUGUGUUCGUUACCUCCUUCUUACGAACAUAUGGUGACUACCCUUUCAUAUGGGAAAGAAACAAUCAAGACUGAGGAGAUUACUUCAGCGUUGUUGGCUCACAACCAGCAGAAACAGAAAUCUGGAGAGUCAUCUUCUCAAAGUGACAGCUUAUAUGUGAAGGGUAACCAGGAUCGUGGAAGAAGACAGGGGCGAGAUAAUUCAGGAAAUUGGAAUUUCAGAUCCAAGUCGCGAGAAAAAUCGCAAGGGAGGAAAACUGUGACGUGUUAUAAGUGCAAGGAACAAGGUGAUGGAGAUAUGUUAUCUAUUUCGACUGCGCAGUAUGAUGAUGCUUGGAUUCUCGAUUGUGGAUGUUCAUAUCAUAUAAUGCCUACCAAAGAGUGGUUUGCUAUUUAUGAACCAGCAGUUCUUGAUAAGGGAGAGAGUUCGAGUUCUGCACCUGAUGAUGUUGAUCAUGAUGUUUUUGGCCCAACUGAUGUGCCAGAGAGCUACAAGUUAGCUCGGGAUAGAGUGAGGCGUACCAAUAUACAAGCUCCGGUCAGGUUUGGUUAUGAGGAUAUGGUCGCAUUUGCUCUUACGCUCACUAGCGUGGAUCCAUGUACUUUCCAGGAGGCUGUUUCUUGUGAGAAUAAUGAUAGACGGAAGGCUGCCAUGGAAGAAGAGAUGAAUUCUGUACACAAGAAUCAGACAUGGGAGUUGGAUGUUCUUCCCGAAGGGAAGAGAGCUAUUGGUUCAAAAGAGGAUUGA
Striga hermonthica is the source of this 1305-nucleotide messenger RNA. Lineage: Eukaryota; Viridiplantae; Streptophyta; Magnoliopsida; Lamiales; Orobanchaceae. The record is from the annotation of a GenBank genome assembly.